Chanos chanos (milkfish) is the source of this 6189-nucleotide messenger RNA. RefSeq names its product myosin VB (gene myo5b). Gene Ontology annotation, cellular component: actin cytoskeleton; membrane; myosin complex. The coding region runs from base 1 to 5772 and encodes 1923 amino acids. The transcript is spliced from 41 exons. NCBI's taxonomy places the organism in Eukaryota, Metazoa, Chordata, Actinopteri, Gonorynchiformes, Chanidae. The record is from RefSeq and is a predicted model, not a curated record. Gene Ontology annotation, molecular function: ATP binding; microfilament motor activity; actin filament binding. Gene Ontology annotation, biological process: actin filament organization.
AUGUCAGUGAACGAGCUCUUUACCAAGAUUCUGACAUGGCAGGUUGGUUUUGGGUGCGAGGUGACUCAGCUGUGCAUGCCUAGUUCCCAGUCAGACCACUCAUACCUGAAAGCCCAGAGCGCGUCUGAGGAGCCGACAUGUCUUCGGCAUAAGUGUACAGCUCUGAAUGGCUCAGUGGCUCUGAAUCAUGUCCUCAUUGUGUCAACGCAGAUUCCAAAAACCUCAAGUUACAUCUCUGUUUCACUGUGUUCACAGUACACCCGGGUAUGGAUCCCUGAUCCGGAGGAGGUGUGGAAGUCUGCCGAAAUUAUCAAAGACUACAAAGAGGGAGAUCCCAUACUGCACCUCAAACUAGAGGAUGAAUCGACACUAGAGUAUCCCGUCGGCCCUAAGCAAAACCAGCUUCCUUUCCUCCGGAACCCUGAUAUUCUGGUGGGAGAAAAUGACCUCACGGCUCUCAGCUACCUUCACGAGCCUGCUGUGCUCCACAACCUUAAGGUCCGGUUCCUGGAGUCCAACCACAUUUACACCUACUGUGGGAUUGUUCUGGUGGCCAUCAACCCAUAUGAACAGCUGCCCAUCUAUGGAGAAGAGGUCAUCAAUGCAUACAGUGGGCAGAAUAUGGGGGACAUGGACCCCCAUAUUUUCGCUGUGGCAGAGGAGGCCUACAAACAGAUGGCCAGGGACGAGAAGAACCAGUCCAUUAUUGUGAGCGGGGAAUCUGGAGCAGGAAAGACUGUCUCUGCUAAGUAUGCAAUGCGCUUCUUUGCCACAGUGGGAGGAUCAGCCAACGACACCAACGUGGAGGAGAAAGUGCUCGCUUCCAGCCCUAUUAUGGAGGCUAUUGGCAACGCAAAGACCACUCGCAAUGACAACAGCAGCCGUUUUGGGAAAUACAUCCAGAUUGGCUUCGACAGGCGGUAUCACAUCAUCGGUGCCAACAUGCGAACGUAUCUGCUGGAGAAGUCGAGAGUAGUGUUCCAGGCAGAAGAUGAGAGGAACUACCAUAUUUUCUAUCAGCUUUGUGCCUCAGCCUCCCUCCCUGAGUUCAGUGAUCUUGGCUUGACCAGCGCAGAGGAUUUCACAUUCACCUCUCUCGGUGAGAACAUAUUCAUAGAAGGAGUGAAUGACGCGGAGGACUUUGAGAAGACGAGACAGGCCUUCACGCUGCUUGGUGUUAAGGAGAGUCAUCAGAUGAACAUCUUCAAAAUCAUGGCAUCUAUCCUGCACUUGGGUAACGUGGAGAUCUGCUCAGAGAGAGAUGGAGAGUCCUGCCACAUUGAGAGAGACAACCCUCACUUGCAGCAUUUCUGCCGGCUGUUGGGGGUCGAGCUGGAGCAGAUGGAGCACUGGCUCUGUCGCAGGAAACUGGUGACGGCGGCCGAAACCUACGUGAAGAACAUGUCCGCCGCCCAGGCAGCCAACGCCCGCGAUGCCUUGGCCAAACACAUCUACGCCCAUCUCUUCGACUGGAUCGUGGAACACAUCAACAAAGCCCUACACACCUCUUCCAAACAACACUCCUUCAUAGGAGUGCUUGAUAUCUAUGGGUUUGAAACAUUUGAGAUCAACAGCUUUGAGCAGUUCUGCAUCAACUACGCCAACGAGAAACUUCAGCAACAGUUCAACUCGCACGUGUUUAAACUGGAGCAAGAGGAAUACAUGAAAGAGCAGAUCCCUUGGACCCUCAUCGACUUUUACGACAACCAACCCUGCAUUGACCUCAUAGAGGCCAAACUGGGUAUCCUGGAUCUUCUGGAUGAGGAGUGCAAGGUACCUAAAGGCACGGAUCAGAACUGGGCCCAGAAGCUGUAUGAGCGCCACUCAAGCAGCGAACAUUUUCAGAAGCCCAGGAUGUCGAACCGCUCCUUCAUAGUGGUGCAUUUUGCAGAUAAGGUGGAAUACCAAUGUGAUGGCUUCUUGGAGAAGAACAGAGACACAGUCUAUGAGGAGCAGAUUAACAUCCUGAAGGCAAGCAAGUUCCAGCUGGUUGCAGAUCUCUUCCAGGAGGGGAAAGAUGCGGCCGCCUCGUCCUCCGCUGGGAGAGGUAAGAUCAGCAUCAGGCCGGCCAAACCCGCCAUCAAAGCCCCCAACAAGGAGCACAGAAAAACUGUCGGCCAUCAGUUUCGGAACUCACUACAACUCCUUAUGGAGACUCUUAAUGCUACCACCCCACACUAUGUGCGCUGCAUCAAACCCAACGAUGAAAAGGAAGCCUUCGCAUUUGAUUCCAGAAGAGCCGUACAGCAGUUGAGAGCAUGCGGAGUGUUGGAGACCAUCCGUAUCAGCGCUGCCGGAUAUCCGUCCAGGUGGACAUACCUGGAUUUCUUCAACCGAUACCGGGUUCUUAUGACAAAGAAAGAUAUGACCGUCGGCGACAAGAAGCUUGUGUGUAAGAACCUUCUGGAAACUUUAAUUAAGGAUCCAGAUAAGUUCCAGUUUGGCAAGACCAAAAUCUUCUUCAGGGCCGGCCAAGUGGCUUAUUUGGAGAAGCUCCGAGCGGACAAGUUCAGAUUUGCCUGCAUUAAGAUCCAGAAGACGGUACGAGGAUGGCUGCAAAGGAUCCGAUACCAGAAGAUCCGCAAGUCUGCCCUCGUGCUGCAGAGAUACGGCCGCGGCUUCCUGGCCCGCAGGUAUUUCGAACACCUGCGUCUGACGCGUGCCGCUCUCAUUUGUCAGAAGCAGUACCGCAUGGUCAGAGUACGACGAGAAUAUCUCAGAAUCCGUCAGGCUACGAUUACCAUCCAGGCCUUUACCCGCGGCAUGUUCAUACGCAGGCUGUACCAAGAGUUCCUGCUCCAUGUCAAAGCCAUUAUCAUCCAAAGAACAGUCCGUAGCUGGCUGGCCAGGAGGAAGUUCAGACGGGCCCGUGACGCAGCCAUCGUGAUCCAGUGUGCCUAUCGCCGUGUGCUGGCCAAGCGACAGCUGAAACAGCUGAAGAUUGAAGCCCGGUCGGCCGAGCACUUUAAGAAGCUCAACGUUGGCAUGGAAAACAAGAUAGUGCAGCUCCAGAGGAAGAUGGACGACCAGUCCAAAGAGUAUAAGACUCAGAAUGAACAACUUUCUGUUGCCAACGUUACUCUGGGCUCGGAGGUCACCAAACUGCAGAAAGAGCUGGAGACGCUCCGUAGUCGCCAAAGCGACGGGAGUCAGCUUACCUCCCUCCAGGAGGAGCUGGAAAGGCUGAGGGCGGAGCUGCAGGAGGCCCACGCUCACAGGAAGACACUGGAGGAGGAGUACAGCAGUGAGAAGCUCACAUUAGAACAGAGGGUGGAGGAGCUGGAGAAAGAGAACUCUUUACUGAAAGAAGAGAAAGAGGAGAUGAACCGCAAAAUCCUGCAACAGUCAAAGAGCGGGGAAGGCCAGGAGAGCAGCUCAUCACAGAAAGAGAUCCGUCUGCAGACUGAGCUGGAUGAGGAGAGACUUCGCUAUCAGAACCUGCUGAAAGAGUUCUCCAGGCUGGAACAGAGAUAUGACAACCUACAGGAAGAAGUCUCCCUGGCUAAGUUUCAGCCCGGCCAUCGGCGAAACCCGUCCAAUCAGAGCAGUCUGGGUUCUGACUCCAACUACACAUCAAUCACCAUGUCUGAGGUGGGAGAUACUGAGGACGCCAUCCAGCAAGUUGAGGACAUGGGCUUAGAGAAGGCGGCCAUGGACAUCAGCGUGUUUAUGAAGCUGCAGAAACGGGUGCGGGAGCUGGAGCAGGAGAGGAGGAGGCUCCAGAGUAACAUGGAGAAGAUGGAGGAUCUGGCCAAGCGUAAAGGUGUUGAGUCCAAGGAGUCUACGUCAGAGGAGGAUUCUAAUGCAGACUCAGCCUACCACAGUCUCAAGAGACAGGAGCUGGAGUCUGAGAAUAAGAAACUGAAGAAUGAUCUGAACGAGCUGAGGAAGACUGUGGCUGACCGGGCCUCAGAGGGCAAUGCCUCUAACGAGCUACAGGAGAGCUACAACCUGCUCCUCGGCCAGUUCAAAGCAGCCAAUGAGGAGCUGGAAAUCCGCAAGGAGGAGGUCCUUAUGCUAAAGGCCCAGGUCCUCCGCUCCACCAAACAGAGUGAAGAAACCAAUCAUAUUGACACCAAUAACGUGCAGGAUUGGAGCAACAACAGAAAGUCAGUGGAUAACGAGGAAGCUCUUCGGUCUUUCCAUGGACUCAGUGAGUCAAAGAAUAAGUCUCAGGACUGGGGUUAUUUGAAUGAAGAUGGAGAACUGGGACUGGCUUUCCAGGGUUUAAAGCAAGUAGCCAGGCUGUUGGAGGCCCAGUUGCAGUCUCAGGACAGGAUGUAUAAGGACGAGUUGGAGGCUCUCCAUACCCAGAUUGAGCUGCUGAAGGUGGACCUGGAGAAGAAACAGGAGGCGCUUAACUACACCAUGUCCUUGUCUCCCGAGGACAAAGUGGAGUUCAGCGUGCAACAGGAGCUCACUCGGCUGACCAACGAGAACCUGGACCUCAAAGAGCACAAGGAGAAACUAGAGAAGAAUGAGAGGAAACUGAAGAAGCAGCUGAAGAUCUACAUGAAGAAAGUGCAGGAGCUUGAAGUGGCUCAGGUAGCGGCGAGCAGAGGCAGACCCGAGCUAAGCCGUCAGGUUACGGUCCAGAGGAAGGAGAAGGACUUUGAAGGUAUGCUGGAGUACAACAAGGAGGACGAGGCCGUGCUGAUCAAGACGCUAAUCACAGAUAUGAAACCCCAUGCUGUGUCUGCCACAGUACCCUGUCUCCCUGCCUAUAUUCUGUUCAUGUGUAUCCGCCACGCUGACUACAUCAACGAUGACCAGAAAGUUCACUCGCUGCUCACUUCCACCAUCAACGCCAUCAAGAAGGUUCUCAAGAGAAACAGUAACGACUUUGAGAUGACCUCCUUCUGGCUGGCUAAUACAAGUCGACUCCUACAUUGUCUCAAACAAUACAGCGGGGACGAGGCGUUCAUGACUCAGAACACCACCAAACAGAACGAGCACUGCCUGAAGAACUUUGACCUUGCUGAGUAUCGGCAGGUCCUGAGUGACCUCUCCAUCCAGAUCUACCAGCAGCUCGUCAAAAUAGCCGAGGGAGUCUUACAACCUAUGAUCGUGUCGGCGAUGCUGGAGAGCGAGAGCAUACCCAGUCUAGCCGGAGUGAAACCCACGGGCUACCGGAAGCGCUCGUCCAGCGUGGACUGCGAGUCCGGGGGGCCGGGGGGCUACACUCUGGAGGGGCUGAUCCGCCAGCUGGGCCAGUUCUACGGCAUCAUGGGAGAGCACGGCCUGGACCCCGAGAUCGGCCAGCAGGUGAUCCGUCAGCUCUUCUACAACAUCAACGCCGUGACGCUCAACAACCUGCUGCUGCGCAAAGACGUCUGCUCCUGGAGCACCGGCAUGCAGCUCAGAUACAACAUCAGCCAGAUGGAGGAGUGGCUUAGGGGGAAGAACCUGCAGCAGAGUGGGGCGGCGGAGACCAUCCAGCCGCUCAUCCAGGCCGCUCAGCUGCUGCAGGUGAAGAAGAAGACGUCUCAGGACGCCGAGGCUAUCUGUUCGCUCUGCACGGCUCUCAGCGUGCAGCAGAUUGUGAAAAUCCUCAACCUUUACACUCCGCUGAAUGAGUUUGAAGAAAGAGUCACGGUGUCAUUCAUCAGAGACAUACAGAGUCGUCUGCAAAACCGAACCGAUAAGAACCAGCUGCUGGUAGACACCAAGCACACGUUCCCUGUCCUGUUUCCCUACACCCCUUCUGCCCUGAGCCUGGAGAACCUGCACAUCCCUGCCUCCCUCAACCUGGACUUUCUCAUAUGGGUCUGAGACCUGACACUGGGCCUCUCUAAACCAGGUGUGGAGGGAAGAAGCACUCUGGGCACUAACCAGCUGUUCCCUCCUCCUAAACAGUGGAUGGCGCUGUAGGAGAAGUCAGCGAGAAGAGAAAGCUGUCUAACAGGCCAUCUCAGGCGCUUCAGUUUCAGAUCGUAUCGUUUCGGCUCAGGCUUGAGCUAAAAUGCUACCUGCUCUGUCAUCCGGCUUUUAGACAGUUAUUUCUCUGAACCAGCUACAUUUCUGUGCGCUCUGUUUUAAUAUGCUGGGGCUUUUUUUUUAAGAAGCAGAAGCACAGGGUCAUAGCACUACAAAAGAAGCGUUCAAAAGAAUUUGUUCCUUUAGGGCCAGCAGAUCCCUCAGCCAAUCAGAAGGAUUGACUCAUCUGGACCAAGUGGAGCGUCUGGCUUA